Messenger RNA from Struthio camelus australis, 5684 nucleotides. RefSeq names its product post-GPI attachment to proteins GalNAc transferase 4 (gene PGAP4). The record is from RefSeq and is a predicted model, not a curated record. Gene Ontology annotation, molecular function: glycosyltransferase activity. Gene Ontology annotation, cellular component: Golgi membrane. Lineage: Eukaryota; Metazoa; Chordata; Aves; Struthioniformes; Struthionidae. Gene Ontology annotation, biological process: GPI anchor biosynthetic process.
UAGAGCUGCAGGCACAAAAAUAAGGAUUUCCAUAGUCUGGGCCAUCUUUCAGAUAAACUGUAGCUAGAAAUAAUUUGUACACUUAAGAAUUAUGGUAACGUAGUUAACAAUACAUAUGGAGAAGAACAGGUAAAUGGAACACAGAGGGAAAAUGGGAGGAGGAAAAGAAGGACUCUUCAGUCAGUUUUAUAUGAUUUUUGGAUCCUCAGCAGCUUAAUACAAAUUUGGUGUAGCUGAUGAACCUCCCCACUUCAAUGAAUGUACUGUCAGUGGUAGACCUAUUAUUUCUACAUUUCAUAGUUUUAUGUGCAGGCAAAAUCUCCUGAUGCUCCUGAAGCACUGACUUCCCACUUGAGUAUGUGGGAGUGAUCUUUCUAUCCUCAAAGUAAGGCACAAAAGUCAUGACUUUGACAGCUGACAAAUACACCUGAGAUAUGCCCCGAGUUCGUUGACAUCCUAGCUAGGGUAGGGCGUUUGGUCAGGUUUAUGCAGCCGCAGAGGAUCACAAAGCUCUCCAGCACUAAUCGGGUUAAUAUUUCACUACCCCUGAUGGAGAGCGUUCAGGGGAGGAGAGCAGAAAUCAGGGACUCCAGCUGCGCUGGGGAUUUCCGCCCUGAGAAGUCCCCCCGUUUCAGAUAAUAUGCUUUUUAUUUCUUAGCUCUCUUUCGCACACCUUCUUCCUCUUUCGUUUUCAGCUUUCUCAGUCUUGUCAGUUUGUCUGUCCCCUGUUGGUGUAGUCACAUGUUUAGGCUUAGAUGCCUUUAAUCCCACCCUCGCUGCCUGAGAGGGAGGAGAAAAAUUUGCAAGGGAGAAGUGAGUAAUAAGCAGAGUGGCAAGAUAAAACAGGAAACAUUGCUGCAUGGACUCCCUCUGAUAGAAGCUGGAAGUCUGGAUGGUGGAAAGCCCGUGCUGCCGGAGAGCAGGGAAAAAGAAAGCAAGAGAUGCGCCAGAUCUACAGAGAGCCGGGGCUCCUGCAGGCUCCAGGAUGUCUCCUGACUCGCAAGGCGAGGCUGGCUGCAGAGGAGAAAAGGGCUCGAUCAAACUGUGCAGGUUCGGCACCCACUGCCCCAGUGAUAUCUUGCCAUCCAGAGCAGAUGCAGAAGUGGUGAAGGAAUGAAGGCAUGAGAAGAGAAAGGGUGCCUUCCUUCUCCAGGAGCCAUGUUACAGCACAGCUGGCAGCUCUACAGGAGGUGGUGCCGUUGGUCCAGCCCCUUCAUCCAUCUUCUCACGCUGACUGUGGUGACGUUUGGUGUGCUGGCUCCUUUGAUUUGCCACCGGCUCCUCCACUCCUAUUUCUACCUGCGGCACUGGCACUUGAAUCCCAUGAGCCAGGAGUUCCUGGAACAGAACCAACAGGAGGGCCAGGCUGCCCUCCGCUACUUUGAGGAGCUGCAGAUACUAAACACCUCCAAGGCUCCUGGCAGUGAGGCCUUCCGGCCCUUGCUGCUGGUUACCAUUAUUACCGUGCAGAGGAGGAGCGAUUUCCACUAUGUCCUGCAAGUGGCUUCCCGCUUCCACCACCUCCUCCAGCAAUGUGGUGCACACUGCCAAAGCCACCGUAUCCUCCUCUGUAACGUGGAGCCAGACCCCAGUAGCCACCAGGAUGUCAGGCUGCUGAGCAGUUUCUUUCCUAUGGUCAGUCGCAACAAAAGCAGGGAGGACUCUGACCCUGGAGUGAAUCAGUUUGAGAAGGAAAAGCAGGACUAUGUCUUCUGCCUGGAGCAGUCACUGUUGGUCUACAAUCCAGAAUAUAUCCUCAUAGUGGAAGACGACGCUGUGCCAGAGGAAGAGAUUUUUCCUGUCUUGCAGCACCUCUUGCUGGCCCGGUUCUCCAAGCCAUACCUCAGAGAUGCCCUCUACUUCAAGCUUUACCACCCUGAGAGGCUUCAGCGCUAUUUCAACCCUGAGCCCAUGAGAAUUCUGGAGUGGCUAGGUUUGGGAAUGUUUCUAGGGCCGAUGCUGAACUUUGUCUACUCCUGGGCAACUGGCCACCCAAGCCUUAGUUGGCCCAUUGUCUUGUUCUUUGCUUUGUACAGUAUGGCUUUGUCAGAGCUGGUGGGACGCCAUUACAUGCUGGAGCUGCGUCGGCUGGCCCCCCCACUCUAUAAUAUUGUGCCCGUUACUGAAUGCUGCACGCCUGCCAUGCUGUUCUCUGCUCCUUCUGCCCGCCGUGCCUUAGGUUACCUGAAGGAGCUGCACUGCCGCCAGGGUUUUGCUAAGGAUAUUGCCCUCUACUCGCUGCUACAAACUAAGGGGGAGAAUGCCUAUGUGGUGGAACCCAAUCUGGUCCAGCAUGUAGGCUUGUAUUCCAGUCUUCGGCUAAACGAUAACCCCAAACUGUUGUGAUCUGCCCAUGCCAUUCUAGAUAAAGCCAGGAGAACUUUGCCACUGAGCAGAGAGACAGCGUACAAAUUCAGAUGCUGUGCCACUCGCACAGAAUGUGCUAUGCCUCCAAGUGAAAUUCUCUUAAGAAAAGGAAAAUUGUUAAAGAAUAAACUUGCGUUCAUUCAGGUCCUACGUAAUAAAUGCCUUCAACUAAUCAUCACACACCUUGUGGGAGGGAAGUGGAGACUUUCAGCUGAAGGUUUGGAUUAUGUACUCUCCUUAAUCAUUCUAAGGGAAGAACUCUCAUAUAAACAGAUGCACUGCCUACUUCCCUUAAUAGUAGCUACAGAAAUCCUCACCUUAGGAAACAGAAAUGCUGGCCAAAGUGAAUGCUUCAAAUUGCAGCCCGUAAGGAGUAAAAGCUCUGAUUUUCCUGUCCUUGACCAGGUCUGAUCUCUGACCUCUCUCCAUUUCAAAGGUACACUUCUGAGCAGACCUUUCAAAACCAGCAUGUGUGUAAUGAGAACUCUCCCCCAAAUUUCAUGUAGACUCUCCACAUUUUACUAAUCUGCUAUUUGUUAUUGCCUCCCCCUACAGGUCCUAUCCGUAUCUCCACCUUUCCCACUCCUCUUUCUUGGAAAAGCGGCUCUUAAAAACAAAGCCUCCGCUGCUUUAUUAAAGGUCAUCUCUGAAGACAGGAAUGGUAAAACAGAUUAACAGCCUUCAGUGUUACACAGGCAGGCCCCAAACGCAUGUUCUCAUUGAUAUAUCCUAAACAACACAGGGUAACUUACAUGGUGGUAACACUAUUAGUCUUAGUGAAUCCGGAUCCUUAAAACAAACCUUAUUAGUUGCUAAUUUGACUUUGAUUUCCUAUCAGCACAGAAGCAAAGGAAAGAUCAGGGUGCUGCCAUCAUGCAGGAGUCUUCUUUCAUUCUGGAGCUGUAAUUCACAGCUCUGGCUAGUGGUUCAUUUGCUGUUCCUAGCGGCAAACACAGUGGCCACGAGAAACAAAGCCAGCUGUUCAUAAAAACAAACAAUAACGCAACGUAUGAACGGCCACUCCUGUACGGACCCAGUAACUUAAUGUUUUCUGGCUGUUAGGCAUUUGGGAUAAGCUGCACUUUGUAGUGCAGCUAAAUACAAAAAAAGAGUAUGCACAUAGAAACUUCUUACAGAAUCAGAAUUGCCACCAAAAUGUUUACGUCUAAUGAAAAGCCCACUUUGACUUCAGUGGGCUUUGAAUCACAUUCACUUAUAGAUGGAGACUGGUUGAACUAUAUUUGAAACCAUUUCUCUAGCUUCAGAAUGAACCAAGUAAAAUACUUUCACUGAGUUUUAGUUGGGGAUGUUUUUGGUUUCUUUGUUUUUUGUGAGGAAAGAGCUCUACUUACUUUCUCCCAUUUUCUCCCAGGUAAUUUAAGCCUUAAACUCAUAGCAAGUCCGGUCAGAGAUGGGAAAGGCAUAGAACCUGAGGGAUGAAACCAAAGGAAGUAUGUGUGAAUCUCCAGCUGUCUGCCCAUGAUGGGUAUCCAGCCUGUACAAAUGUGCAAUAUAAAUGCAUAACGCAAGUUAGCCAAUUAGAAAUAGGUUCAGAGCGUGGAGUAGUGCAUGCUCAGGCAAAUGAACUUCACCCACUCAUUAGCUCAGCUGGGAUACUUUUAUUGCAUCUUUGGAAAUUAGAUGUGAGAAGACUGACUUGCUUGCAAAUUCUGUGAUGUCCUUCAAAGGGCAAAACACAGGAAAUAGAUCAUUUAUUCUUAGCUGCUGAAAACCUCAAAGAUACCACAGAAUGGUAACACAGAAACACCACCAGCAGGUGGGCAAACCUAUUUGCAAUCUGUACUAUAACAUGGUAAGAUGACAGGACUUGGGUGUCAUUGUAUAUUUAUUCCACUAAGUGCCUGUGCAUGUGAGGAAAUGCAGCUUGUUUAACGUUUAUCCUUCUUUAAGUGUUCAAUGUUUCAGUGUGGUGUGUUGUCAUUUCUUCACUUUUUUUUUUAAAAUCUUUGUACUGUAUAACCCAGAACAACACCCUGGUUGUUUUCAUGACAGUCCAUUCAUACUCAUUUUUGCAAAGAAAAUCUCACAGAAAUGUGCAAUAAACUACUCACUUUAUAAGAAAGAGAUAAAAAACAAACCUUAAGAAAAACAAAUGACAAUAUGCAGUUAAUAAAUGUUUUCAUGUGGGAAAUGAUUUAUCAAUGUCUCUACAUUAUUUUUCUUUUUGCACAGUAGUACCUAAUUUGUAUUCCACAGAGGUCAAACAGAGAUUCCUCAAUAAUCUCACUAAGCGUGGAUCAGGUUUUACACCUGAAAAUUAAGAACAUGAACUUCAGGCAUCCAUCCUAAACGAGAAGACAAUUUUCAGGCCAUAAAAGCCAAGAAAGGCUGGCUAGCAGAAUCGUUUCCAAACAAUACUUGGAGAGGCUAAAAUUUUAACCUGCUAGUGAAAGUUUCUGAUAAACCCAUCAAAAAAAGAAUUCUUUUGUGCAAGCAAUAGUUAUCCUGUUUGCUAGCAUCAAGUUAAUAAAUUCUUUAGGUUCUUCUAGAAUUAUUAUCCUAGGUGCCUAAUUCAUCUUUACAACAUAGCUGGUCCUUUCCACUGCAGUUGCUGGUAGCAACUUCUGAGCUUUCAAGUACUUACUUACUUAUUCAAUGCCUACCAUUGUGGCAUCUCAGGCAAGCAUUUAGCAUCAGGAGAAACAUUCAUAGUACAUGGUUCUUUCCUUCUUCUGCAUCUGGACUUUGAAAAGCAUAUUUCUUUCUGUUUCUGUCUUCUGUGCUAUGUGUUUUAUUAGAAAUUCCAAGUCGGAGAAGUGUACUUUGUCCAUGGAACCAAAAAAAGAGAGGACAGUAUUUUGUUCCACAGUUUAGGCUAAAAAUUCAGUUUCAGAUAAGCAAGUCUUAGCUUUUCUGUUGUGCCAGCGAGGCAGAGCUCAAUUGUCAUAUCUCAGGCUACAGAAGAUCAAGGGCUAGCAUUAAGUCUUUCAAAUACGAUCUUAAGAGAUUGUUUCACCUAUAUUAAAACAAAUCGGAUUGACAGAUCUUUUUUAAAGAAAUAGCAUGUAUUUUUUUCAGGUGAUGGUUCAUUCCCAAGGACUCUGAUACCAUUUCUUAAUAUAAGAACUAUAGCUUGCACAAAAGGAUUCUUUUUCACGGGUCAGGCAGCUGUCAGGCAGCUCAAGGCACCACUGUCCAAAACAAUUUGGGGGAAGUACUCCUAUUAAACAAAAGACUGCCUUUUUUUCCAAGUUAUGUCCAACAUAAUUUUGAUUUCUGGCAGAACACAAAGUGUAGAUUGGUAAUUCUCUAUCUGAUUAGAAGCCCAAGAAGAUUUUAAAACAACAGAAGGUAUC